This is a messenger RNA of Ilex paraguariensis (yerba mate), 1896 nucleotides long. The record is from the annotation of a GenBank genome assembly. NCBI's taxonomy places the organism in Eukaryota, Viridiplantae, Streptophyta, Magnoliopsida, Aquifoliales, Aquifoliaceae.
AUGUCUUGUGUAGCUGGUGAGGGGGCUGUGCCUGAUUGCUGUUUUGUUCAUCCAUGGAGAGCAGCACAUUUGUAUCCAGUGAUGGAUGAAAGAAACUCUUCCUCCAAAAGUGUGUCAUCGUUGCAUGGGUUGCUUGCUUUGGUUUGUUUGGCUGAAAGGAAUGAUAAGCUUUUGAUAACAUUGGAAGGUGGUAUGUGCCAUACAGCCAUACCUGCUGACAUUCUUGGCUUUGCUGAUAUUCUCAGAGAUUUGGUAAAUGCCAUUGAACAACCUUUUUUUGCCAUAUUUGUGCUAGUAUUUGGUUCAUUUACUGAGGAAGAAACCAGGUCAUGGCUGGGGCAGUCAUCUGAAAAUGCUGAAAAUCCUGUGGAAAAGAAAGAAUCACAAGUUGUUUCUACGACUUUAGGGUCACAAGUUGCGAGUGAAUUAUUUUUCGACAGUUUCACUGGUGAAUCUAGCAUACAUCUGGGUUCUUCAAAAGGGCCAACUGGGUCUCAUCCAUCCAGUAUAGGGAAGAACAAUAUAGUCAGCAUUGUAAAAACAACAGGUGAUCCCUUGCCAGGAGUUUUGAAAGAAAAUGGAGUCAUUCCUACGGUCCAUUGCUCUAUUGCUAAUGGCAAUAAAGCACCUACAGCAGUAGAUGGCAUUGAUUUUCCUUCUUUAUGCAUAUCUGGAAGUGCAAUUGUGACUUCAAAACAAUCUCCCUUUGUGACUCUGCAAGGAAAUUCAAAUGGGACUAUCCAGGAUUCAUCAGUAGUAGCACAUGUUGUAGAGGAUGGCCAGAAGGGCUCUAAUGGGCCUGCUAUACCUGGUGGAGACUUGUUGCCUCGAGGCUUAAGCAACUCAGGAAAUUUAUGCUUUCUUAAUGCUACGUUACAAGCUCUUUUAUCAUGUUCUCCAUUCGUUCAGCUUGUACAGGAACUAAGAAUGCGCAAUAUUCCCAAGCUUGGCUAUCCCACAGUAGCUGCAUUUGUUGAGUUUGUUGCUGAAUUUGACAUGCCCAGUGGGGCAAAUUCAAAGAAGAAAGAUACGGAUAUUCUUGAAACUGGCAGGCCUUUACGUCCCGCCAUGUUUGAAGGUGUUCUGAAAAAGUUUACUCCUGAUGUGUCCAGUAGCGUCUUAGGGAGGCCAAGGCAAGAAGAUGCACAGGAGUUUCUGAGUUUCAUCAUGCAUCAAAUGCAUGACGAAUUACUUAAGCUUAAAGGGCAAUUAUCAAGCUUAAAUGGGGGAAAGUCAUCUUUUGUUUCUUCUGAAGAAGAUGAUGAGUGGGAGACAGUUGGCCGAAAGAACAAAUCUGCAGUGACGAGGACACAAACCUUUGUGCUUUCAGAACUGAGUGCAAUUUUUGGAGGGCAGUUGAGAAGUGUUGUGAAGGCUAGAGGAAACAAAGCCUCUGCUACUAUUCAGCCAUUUCUCUUGCUCCAUCUUGACAUUUCCCAUGAAGCUGUUAGUACUGUUGAAGAUGCUCUUCGUUUAUUUUCUACACCCGAAACACUCGAUGAGUACCGGAUAUCAACAGCUGGAAAGGCUGGAGUUGCAGCUGCUAGAAAAUCUGUAAACAUACAGACACUGCCCAAAAUAAUGAUAUUACACUUGAUGCGUUUUGGCUAUGGAAUCCGUGGAAGCACCAAACUGCAUAAACCGGUGGGGUUUCCUCUUGAACUUUUGCUAAGUCGUGACUUGCUUGUUUCUUCAGCUAGUGAGGGCCGAAGAUUUGAACUUGUUUCCACAAUAACCCACCAUGGGAGGGAAGCCUCAAAGGGGCAUUACACUGCUGAUACCCUUUACCCUAAUGGUCAAUGGUUACGGUUUGACGAUGCAUCUGUCACUGCCAUCAGCACAAGCAAGGUGUUGCAUGACCAGGCCUAUGUUCUCUUCUACAAACAAGUAAGAUGA